This is a messenger RNA of Monopterus albus (swamp eel), 1724 nucleotides long. Its product is annotated as sodium- and chloride-dependent GABA transporter 2-like. The coding region runs from base 1 to 1428 and encodes 475 amino acids. Gene Ontology annotation, biological process: amino acid transport; nitrogen compound transport; sodium ion transmembrane transport. NCBI's taxonomy places the organism in Eukaryota, Metazoa, Chordata, Actinopteri, Synbranchiformes, Synbranchidae. Gene Ontology annotation, molecular function: gamma-aminobutyric acid:sodium:chloride symporter activity. The record is from RefSeq and is a predicted model, not a curated record. The transcript has 12 exons. Gene Ontology annotation, cellular component: cell projection; plasma membrane.
AUGACCUAUAUCAUAAUUUUGGCCUGGGCUUUGCUGUACCUGGUGUUUUCGUUCAGCUCCCAGCUCCCAUGGGCCAAUUGCAACAACUACUGGAACACAGAUGACUGUGUAGACUUUUCAGCAAGAAAUACCACCUCUGAAUGGACCAACCAAACAAAUUCAACCUCUGCUGCAACAGAAUUCUGGGAACGACGAGUGUUGGCUAUUUCAGGGGGGAUUGAAGAAAUAGGCAGCAUCAGGUGGGAGGUUCUGUUGUGUCUAAUUGCUAUGUGGGUCAUCUGUUACUUUUGUAUCUGGAAAGGGGUCAGAUCUACAGGAAAGGUGGUGUAUUUCACGGCUACCUUCCCCUAUGUGAUGCUGUUAAUUCUUCUGAUUCGUGGACUCUCUCUUCCUGGUGCUCUGCAAGGAGUGGUGUUUUAUCUUCUCCCUGACCUCUCACGUCUCGCAGACCCUCAGGUAUGGAUGGAGGCUGGGGCUCAGAUCUUUUUCUCAUACAGUGUGGGUGUGGGCGCCUUAACUGUUCUAGGCAGCUACAACAACUAUAACAACAACUGCUAUAAAGACUCUCUGUGGCUGUGUUUGCUGAACAGUGUUACCAGUCUGGUAGCUGGGUUUGCGGUCUUCUCUGUGCUGGGAUUCAUGGCUCACGAGCAGGGCGUUCCUAUUGCAGAAGUGGCUGAAUCAGGUCCAGGACUGGCAUUCAUUGCAUACCCUCAGGCUGUAGCCAUGAUGCCUCUGCCUCAACUGUGGUCUGUCUGUUUCUUUGUCAUGCUAAUUCUCUUGGGUCUGGACACACAAUUUGUUGCCAUGGAGGUGGUGAUGACAUCCACUAUAGAUAUGUUUUCAACAGUAAUGCGCAGGGCAGGGCGACGGGAACUCUUCCUCCUGCUCUACUGCCUCACAUGCUUCUUCUCUCAGCUUGUAAUGAUCACAGAGGGAGGGAUGUAUGUGUUCCAGAUUUUUGACUAUUAUGCUUGUAACGGCGCCUGCAUCCUCUUUCUCUGUGUGUUUCAAACCCUGGCAGUGGGAUGGAUAUUUGGGGCAGAGCGGUUGUUUGGCAUCAUAAAAGACAUGACAGGUGUACAGGCCAACCCGUUCUUCAAAAUCUGCUGGCGCUACCUCACACCACUGGUUUCACUGGGCUCUUUCAUAUGUUCUUUAGUUAAGUACCAGCCUCUGACCUUCAAUCGCUGGUACGUGUACCCUGCCUGGGCAUACACAUUUGGUUGGAUACUAGCCCUGUCCUCCAUCCUGCUUGUGCCAGGAUGGGCGCUGUAUAAGCUGGGAACCGGAACUGGGACCCUGAGUCAGCGGUUCCAUGACCUAUGUCGGCCCAGUCCUGACUGCUGUCCAGCGAAGGAAUCUGAGCUGCAGCACAUUGGAGGGGAAGAUCUGCAACAAUUCACUACCAGUUCAUAUGAAAGGUGAAUUGAUCCUGAACUCUUGGCAAAUGCACUCAUGUGUCCAGCCACUAACAUACAGCAAUCACUGGGCCAGAUACUGAGUGUUGUAUUACUUUCUUUAUGCUAGAAUCCACAGGUCUUAGAUGACAAAGACUGGUCUCAUUUAUUUUAGCUGCAUUGUUGAUACUGAAUGUGUGAAAUGUGUAUUAUCACUGCAAGUAUUGUGGAAAUGGAUAUGAAACAACCAACUGUCAAAACACAUUUUUAAAUGGACAUUUUUGCAUAAAAAUGACUGUCACAUCAUAAUCGCCAUCUGAUGUG